AUGAUACCUUUGCACGUAGUUUGGACGCUGCGGGGCCGUGCCAUAGCCUGGCGACAGUUAAGUGUCCUCAAGAUAGCAAUCAAGCCGCAGUAUUUCACCACACACGCUUACGGCGGCCCGACAAAGACCAUGGACGAAAUAUUAAAGAAAACCGUGGGUCCGCUGCCCACGUACGAGACGAAAGAUAAGUCCCCUCUGCCCCCGGAAUCUAACAGUGUGGAGUUCAUGCACUUUUACAGGAGUCUAGAUAAAGAACAGAAGUUGGAGUUCCUGGACAAGCUUUCUCUGGACUUCGGCGUGGACCACAGAAACGUGUUAGAGCUGGCGGGGAAACUGCUGGAAACGCAGACGAGGGACCUAGCGACAGUGCUGCAGGCGGAAGACCGGCUUCGGUACAGCCUGACGCCCCGCUACAGGCAGCUGCUCAGUCACAUAAGCAGGGUAGAGGGGGGCGUGAAGUUCUUAGUCGAUCUCCGCGCCGACCUCAUCGAAAUCAUUUCAUCCAAAGCCAGCGACAGCCCGCAUAUAAGGGACCUGAGUGGGACCUUGAAGGGCCUUCUGUCCGAGUGGUUCUCCGUGGGGCUGCUCCGUCUGGAAAGGAUCACGUGGCAAUCACCCUGUGAGAUCCUGCAGAAGAUCAGCCAAUACGAGGCCGUGCACCCUGUGAGGAACUGGACAGACAUCAAGCGCAGGGUGGGUCCCUACCGCCGCUGCUACGCCUUCACGCACUCGGCCAUGCCUGGGGAGCCGCUGGUGGUCCUGCACGUGGCUCUGACGCAGGACAUCUCCAGUAACAUCCAGACCAUUGUGAGGGAGUUUGCCACUCUGGACACAGAAGAGGACAUGAAUAAGGUCAACGCUGCAGUCUUCUAUUCCAUCUCUUCCACCCAGGCGGGGCUCCAGGGGGUGGAGCUUGGCAAUUACCUCAUCAAGAGGGUCGUUCGAGAACUGCAGAGUGAAUUUCCCCACCUGUCCCAGUUCUCCAGCCUCUCUCCCAUUCCGGGCUUUUCCGCUUGGCUGCAGGGGCUCCUCAGCCAGCACAGGAGGGAGGGCCGGGGAACAGGGCUACUGUCAGAGAUGGAGUGGAAGGAGGUGGAGGCCGCAUUGGGGAUGGAAGCGGAUGCCAUGACGCUGGACUCCUUCUGGAAGCUUCUCACCACCAAUGAGUGGAUCCGCUCUCAGAGCCUGGUCCGGACACUGGAGCCAGCACUGAUGCGACUCUGUGCGUGGUACCUCUAUGGGGAGAAGAGGCGUGGCUAUGCCCUCAACCCAGUCGCAAACUUCCAUCUGCAAAACGGUGCCACCAUGUGGCGCCUCAACUGGCUGGCAGACACCAGCCCACGUGGCAUCGCCAACUCCUGCGGCAUUAUGGUCAACUAUCGCUACUUCCUGAAUGAGACCAGUGUGAACAGUGCCGCCUACCUGCAGACAAAGGUCAUUGCAGCCUCUGAGCAGGUGCUGAAUUUGGUCUCCCAAUAUCAUAAGAACAGCAAACUUUGAUACUGCCGGACUCUGUUACAUCUACAGACCCCUGGCUCAGGCGGUAACCCUUUCUUUUCUGUGAAAAUUGUGAGGAACUGUUAAUUCAUAAUUGCUUAAAAUUGCGUCUUCGUCUCUUUGUGUCUGAAGGAGCACACAACCGAAAGAUUUAAGCAGAAUUUUCGGAGAUUGUCUGUCUAAACUUGCAACGUGCACAGUGACAAACAAUGAUCUGCAGAAAUAUCCGCUUUGCAUACUGUAUUAGUCCAAUCUUUUUUGGGAGGGGGUGUAUCCAGUGGGUGUAUAAAUGCAGAAUAAAUGGGUUUGUACCCUCACAGCACUGGA
Messenger RNA from Brienomyrus brachyistius, 1824 nucleotides. It is a transcript of the gene mlycd, whose product is annotated as malonyl-CoA decarboxylase. Gene Ontology annotation, molecular function: malonyl-CoA decarboxylase activity. Gene Ontology annotation, cellular component: mitochondrial matrix; peroxisomal matrix. The transcript is spliced from 5 exons. Bases 1 to 1500 code for a protein of 499 amino acids. Gene Ontology annotation, biological process: fatty acid biosynthetic process; positive regulation of fatty acid oxidation; acetyl-CoA biosynthetic process. NCBI's taxonomy places the organism in Eukaryota, Metazoa, Chordata, Actinopteri, Osteoglossiformes, Mormyridae. The record is from RefSeq and is a predicted model, not a curated record.